CGCACCCCGUACAUACUCCACUUACUUAUUUCAUCAACGACGAACAAUUAAAACGCCAUGAAAACCUACUUUCUGGACACAAGACAGAUUCACUAAACUGCGAUGAAUUUUGCUCCGUUCACUGGCCACAUACCGACGGCGGCGGCGAUACCUACGAUCCACCAGUUCGCUGCAAAGUUUGGAUAUGAAAACAGUGGCAGCACCUCUGGCGGAGUGCUGCAGGAGACACGGUAUCAAGCCACGGGCACUGGUGGCGGGGCUGUUCAGUUUGCAGUCGCGCCUGGCACAGGGACUGUGGCAGUGGAUGGGGUCAAGUUCCGGCAGGCGGAGAGCGUGGUGGUGGUCAGCAGUGCGCAGCCUGGCGCGGUGGCACUGGCCGGCCUCGCGCCCAUACACACAGUGAACACUGGCGUCAAAUACCAAACCAUAUCGGCUUCCUCGUCUGUGAACUUGGGCAACAUUGCGUAUGGAGGGCAGGCAAGCUACGUGCAGGCUGAGACGGUGCACCAGCAGCUCAAGGCGGAGCAACGGCCGGAGAAACGGGAGUAUCGGGAGGAACUACAUCACGACAUCAUGGCCACCAUGAUGCAACAACACCAAGGAAUCAAUGUGGCGCAAGCAACGCCCUUGCAGCAGGGCACCCAACAGCUGCUAGUAGUGCUGCACGAGCCGAAGGAAGCUGCAGCGUUAGCUCGCGCCAUCAAGCAGGAAGGCAGGAAUGAUCGCGCCGCCGCCACCGCUCCCACGGAGUUCAUCAUAUCCUGUGCGUCAGGCAUCGGUGACGUCACAGACAGUACCACCUGGCAAACGCUGGGCGGGGGAGUGGCGGACUACCUCUCCGCCCUCCCACUCCCCCUGCACCACCUCCUCAAGUAUUCCACUCCAGCUAACGUGGUGGAAAGUAAGAGAGAGGAACAGCCCACUCUAGUGACCACUGUGAAUGCUAACGCGUUGAAUGCUAUGCCUACCAUAACUGCGAUGCCAGCGAACGCGGUGAACAGCGUAGUGGUACAAACUUCAACGAUAGUGAACCAGACGGUGAACCAAAAUGCUAACACUGUUGUUGUCUCCAAAAAGAAGAAGAAAAAGAAAUCUAUGAAGGAGAAGAAACCGCGACCGAAGCCUGGAGAGAUACGACUUACUACUGCUCUGGAUGGCAGCACAUUGUACUGCUGUCCGGAGUGUCACAUGGCGUACCCGGAGCGAGAUUUAUUGGAACAACAUCUAGUUGGACACACCAUGGAGAGGAGGUUCAUCUGCGACAUAUGUAACGCGGCAUUGAAGCGCAAGGACCACUUGACUCGCCACAAACAGUCCCACAACCCGGACAGGCCCCACGUGUGCUCCGUCUGUCUGAAGGCGUUCAAGAGGAAGGAACAGCUCACGCUGCACUUUGUCAUACAUUCCGGCGAGAAGAGACACGUUUGUAAUGAGUGUGGGAAAGGAUUCUACCGCAAGGACCACUUACGCAAGCACACGCGGUCUCACAUAGCUCGGCGAGUGAAGGCCGAACUCUCUCAACAAGGGUCUUCGUCCCCACCGCUCUCCCACGCUGUUCCCGCGCCAGCCCCGGAUCCUUCCUGACCGACUGAUGACAAGAACACCGCAGAUCUCCUCUCACUCAUCGCCUCAACCAAAGACGGAUACUAGCACCAGAAGCAGUGUCAUAUGUAGAGUAGGUAGGUGACUUGAUUCUUUGUAUUGGCUACCGAUGUUCUUCAGAUAGAAGUAAUUUAGUUCCAGUAACUCUAUAUUAAAGAAACAAUACGCUACAUUAGCGAUCAUAAGCAAAAAAUAACGGCAGCCCUCAUCACAAUUUUUUGCUCAAUAGAUGGCGCCAAUGUAGUUUACAAGUCCUAUUAGUUCAUUUUAUCAGUUAACAAAUUUACUAAGUAGUUUAAAUUCAGUCAGUCAAGUUAUUUGCUAUGCAGGCAAGAAAAGAAAUAACGAAUAAAGACAGCAGCUAUUGUUAAACUUAUGAACAGGGUGCCUACUCUUGAAACCAAUCUCAAUGUCAAUGCAAUUUUAAUUUAAUAAAAUCUGAAUAAUUAUUCAA
Messenger RNA from Spodoptera litura, 2056 nucleotides. RefSeq lists its product as uncharacterized. Gene Ontology annotation, molecular function: RNA polymerase II cis-regulatory region sequence-specific DNA binding; DNA-binding transcription factor activity. Gene Ontology annotation, biological process: regulation of transcription by RNA polymerase II. NCBI's taxonomy places the organism in Eukaryota, Metazoa, Arthropoda, Insecta, Lepidoptera, Noctuidae. Gene Ontology annotation, cellular component: nucleus. The record is from RefSeq and is a predicted model, not a curated record.